GACUGUCCUCUUCAGUUCCGGAGGGGAGGGGGUGAGAGUUUUUCUCAGAAUCCAAAGAAGUCUGCAAAGUUAAGGCAAGCGGCCGUAUGUGGAAUGAGUUAUUCUGUGAGAGUCAACGGAAAAACAAUGGACGAAAGCGACAGAAAUAAUUCAGCCAAUGGCCAGUUUGUUGGAGUGCGCAUGCCCAACAGAAGAGACAGACCACGUGUAGUGUCUAAUGGUGGGCCGAAGGACGAUUCGGAAAAGUAUAAUCCGUCGGAAUGGGUUCAGAACCUUAUCAACAACGUGAAGUCUGAGGGUCACAAAGCCCAUGGAGUUUUCAGCGAGCUGGACGUCCUGAAGGAAUAUAAUGGCAACAUCGAAUGGCGUGAAGCAGCCAGGUGGGUGAAAUAUGAGGAAGUUGUGGAGGAGGGAGGAAAGAGGUGGUCCAAACCCCACGUGGCCUCCCUGUCCAUGCAGACGAUGUUCAAUCUCAGGAAAACCCUGAAGGAGGCCCCGAUCAUCAUCGACUACGAUUGCCACACCCUCUCCCAGGUCAUAGACAAGUUCACCGACGAAUGGGUGGACAGCAAUCAGCUAGAUCCGCGCUUCCGGCCUCACAUCCGGGACGUUGCCCUCAAAGGUCACAAGCAUCACCACGUCAAGAGAGCCAAGAACCAAAGGCGCGGAUCAACGACUUUGCGCCCCCUAGCGGACAUCAUGGACGAAUCAAACACCGGAAGUAGGGCCAACCUCCCAUCGUCGGCUAGCAUGGCGAGCAUCAACAGUGACGGACUGGGCAGUAGUAACAGUAACAAUGACCUACAGGAAAUGGGCAUGGUAGAGAGCCCCUCACAGAGUUCUAUUGCUACCGGCUGGAAGCCAAACACCAAUUUCCUCAGAAAAAUUCCCAAGGACUCUCACGUGGCCAACAUCAUGGUAGGUGAGGUGGAAGAUCUUCCGUCACGCGUGGUCGGCUUCAUGCGGCUGAAGGAGCCCCGGGUCUUGCAGAACGACCUCAGUGAAGUCAACAUCCCGACUCGCUUCGUCUUCUUCUGUCUUGGCAGACGCGGCGAAGAGGAGGAGUUGAUCGAGUUUGGACGAUGCAUGGGAACCAUGAUGGUGGAUGAUAUUUUCCGGGAAGUUGCGUAUAAAGCCCGGGAUAGAGACGAUCUUUUGGCUGGAUUUGACGAGUUCAUGGAACAGGUGAUCGUACUUCCGCCUGGGGAAUGGGAUCCUAAAAUCCGUCUGGAGCCCCCUGGAAAAGUCCAGUCCCAGGAACAUAGACGUCAGUCAGUGGUGGCCGGAAGUUCGGGACUUCCAGGACUUCCGUUGAAGAAACCGGAUGAUGCGGAAGAAGAAUCGCACUGUGACCCCACCCUUGUAAUGUCGAAAAUACCGUUUAAGGGGCUGAUAGACGACAUCCGGAGGAAGGUCCCCUUCUACCCGUCCGACUUCAAGGACGCCCUUCACGUGCAGUGUCUGGGCUCCUUCGUCUACGUGUUCCUGGGAACCCUGACCCCCAACGUCACGUUUGGAGGUCUUCUGGGACAGGCCACUGACCAAUAUAUGGGGGUGAUGGAGUGUAUUUUUGCCGCCGCUGUGACCGGAAUCCUGUUUGCCCUGUUUAGUGGACAACCUUUGAACAUCCUCGGAAGUACUGGACCCAUGUUGGUGUUAGAGGCCAUCAUCUACAACUUGUGCAAGGACAAUGACUGGGACUUCAUGCCGAUGCGAUUCUGGGUGGGAAUGUGGACGGUGGGCUUCAUCUUGAUAAUAGUCAUCUUUAACCUCAGUGCCCUUGUAAAAUACAUAACGCGGUUUACGGAAGAGAGCUUUGCGACGCUGAUCGCGGUGAUCUUCAUCGUAGAAGCGUUUAAGAAAGUGAUCGAAAUUGGUCAGGACAGUCCUGUCAAUUUCAAUCCCAACGCUCCAUUACCCAGCUGCGCAUGCGUGCCACGUGACUGCAACAUCACGGAAAUUACGACAUCAGCCGCACUAACUGCGUCAACUGGAAUUUCAACCGUUCUUCCUUCAACCACACCUAGCAUCGUCAACUACACAUGCGCAGAUCUGGCCAACAUGACCAUCGACUGGGCUUCCCUUUCUAACGACACAUGCGCAAUGUACGGCAGCUACAUGGAAGGUGCUGGAUGUGGGGUCCACUACGUGGCGGAUGUCUUCUUCUUUUCCAUUCUUCUGUUCAUCGGUACCUUCGCCCUGUCCCUAGCCUUUAUUGACUUCAAGCGGACCACCCUGUUUCCAACAAUGAUCCGUCAGAGAAUCAGCGACUUCGGCGUCCUAUUGGCUAUCCUCAUCAUGGUGGGCGUGGACAUUGCCGUUGGAAUUAACACCCCCAAACUUAUCGUACCUGAACAAUUCAAGCCGACACGCCGUGCUCAGUGGACCGUGAAUCCAUUCAGCGAAAAGAACCCCUGGUGGCUCUACCUAGCGGCUGGAAUCCCUGCCCUCCUGUCCACCAUCUUGAUUUUCCUUGACCAGCAGAUCACAGCUGUUAUUGUCAACAGGAAGGAGAACAAACUAAAGAAAGGCGUCGGCUACCAUCUGGACAUGUUUGUCGUCGCCAUCUGCGUGGGUAUCCAUUCUUUCCUUGGUCUCCCGUGGUACGUCGCCGCUACCGUGUCUGCGCUUGCGCACAUCAACAGUUUGAAGAAGGAGUCAGAAUGCACCGCUCCUGGUGAAAAGCCAUCUUUCCUUGGAGUCAGAGAACAAAGAGUUACCGCUCUUGGCAUUGGAAUUCUCAGUGGAUGCGCUGUUUUAAUUACAUCCGUUCUCAAGUAUAUCCCUAUGCCAGUUCUGUAUGGAGUAUUUUUCUACAUGGGAUUUUCUGCUCUACGUGGAAUGCAGCUGGUGGACCGCCUCUUCCUCUUCGUCCAGCCCGUCAAGUACCAGCCCGAUCUACCAUACGUGCGUCACGUGCCUCUCUGGAGGAUCCACAUCUUUACCAUCAUCCAGGUCCUCUGUCUGGCCAUUUUGUGGGUCGUUAAGACGAUCAAGGUCAUCUCCAUCGGCUUCCCCAUGAUGGUGCUCGCCACAGGAGUGGUUAGGAAGAUCAUCGAGUGCUUCUUCCAGCAGAGAGAGCUUCGCUGGCUGGACGAUCUUCUUCCCGGGGCCGGCAAGAAGGAAUCGGAGAAGAGCGUAGUCAGCAAGGUGCCCUACAAGUCCUUCUACUCGAGUUCCUCCAACAACGGAAGUUCUGUAGAUAUCAACGACAAGGAGGACUCCAUUAAGCCGACAUUUUUCGUUUCCGACGAAUGUGACGCCAGUAUCAUGCAUCACCGCAAAAGUAACGGAACCGGAAACACAAAAUUAUAAACCGGAAGUGGUGUUUUUUUUUUUAAAGAAAAAAUACGGAAGUGAUGACGUUAGGUGACUUUAGUCACGGCCGUUCUUGCAAUGCUUAUCAUGACUGUUCUGUAUAGAAUUGCGCUUAGAUUUGUGACGUUGAACAUCGAAAUCAUGAAAAUGUUCUUCCAAUUUGAUUUUGUUUGAAACCAAUUGGUUAUUACUGAAGUCAUGUUAAUUUUCUUUUUCAAGGUUGAUUUGUAAUUAAUAUUAAUUCAUACUUUAGUGCUUCUCUUUUCUCAGAAUCAACCAAAGGAAAUAUCACGUGACCUAUGUUUUCUAUUAAAAAAUUAUACCAGGUAUAACCAGUUUUAAGAUAAUUUUCAUUGGCUUAUUCCGUUAAUAGUCAUUCUUUUUUUUUUGCUUUAAUGAAAUUACAAAUGCAUUUAUUAUUUGAGUGAUAUGAAUUUAUUUUAUCAGUAGAAAAAUACUGAGCGUUGAUACUGUGCUCACAUUACAAUUAUUGAAGUCAAGAAAAUCCUAUUUGAUGUCGUGCAAUUUGACUUGAAUUCCACUUGAUUACUAACUUACAUUGUCAGUUUAAUUUUGAUACAUUUUUGUACACGUAUUUUUGUAUAUUUGAAUUUAAAUUGUUUGAUGCUUUGGAACUUUUUUCCACUUUAGUAAAUGUUAGAUAGAUAAUGCUGUAACAAUGGUGUAAAUAUUUUAUGAUCUUUCAUAUUUUUAAUAAAGUCUAUGAAUGUUUAAA
Magallana angulata is the source of this 4054-nucleotide messenger RNA. Its product is annotated as electrogenic sodium bicarbonate cotransporter 1-like. Gene Ontology annotation, cellular component: plasma membrane. The record is from RefSeq and is a predicted model, not a curated record. Gene Ontology annotation, biological process: monoatomic anion transport; regulation of intracellular pH; transmembrane transport. Bases 94 to 3315 code for a protein of 1073 amino acids. NCBI's taxonomy places the organism in Eukaryota, Metazoa, Mollusca, Bivalvia, Ostreida, Ostreidae. Gene Ontology annotation, molecular function: monoatomic anion transmembrane transporter activity; solute:inorganic anion antiporter activity; sodium:bicarbonate symporter activity. The transcript has 21 exons.